This is a messenger RNA of Penicillium hordei, 1491 nucleotides long. RefSeq lists its product as uncharacterized. Gene Ontology annotation, molecular function: protein binding. The transcript is spliced from 2 exons. The record is from RefSeq and is a predicted model, not a curated record. NCBI's taxonomy places the organism in Eukaryota, Fungi, Ascomycota, Eurotiomycetes, Eurotiales, Aspergillaceae. The coding region runs from base 1 to 1491 and encodes 496 amino acids.
AUGGCUAGACCACUGGCUUCACCGUUACAAUGGCGUCAAUUACACCAAGCUCUCUGUCCGACAUCCCACGCCUUGCGUCACCAACGCGCGCAAGCUUGCACCGCUCGAGCUGUUCCCAAUAGUAACACAACUACGUUGAAACGACCCUUCCAUACCACUCAAACUCGAUCAGCUGUCAGGCCAUCUCGCAAAGCACCAUCUGUUCGAAAAGAAGCGAGGGAGGGGAUACCCCGGAAUGUGUUGGUAGCCCGAGGCGGAGUGAAACUAGACCGUGAUGGGUACUGGAAUAGUUAUUGUACUGCGCAUGUUGAACCAACGCUGGCCGAGUUUAAGCAAUUCACACGCCAACUUUAUGAGACUUAUCAGAACUUCAUACCGCCGGGUGUCAACGUGGCGACGUUCGGGUCUGUGGGUGAACAGUUGAUCAGGCUAUCGCACUCGCAGCUCCCUUCCGCAAGUCUUGUUCGGAGUAUCUCAAUAGAUGUUGACGCCGUUUAUCGAAUCGCGCUCAUUCUUGCGGAUCUUCAGAAAGGCCAGUUCGUUUAUCAAUGGGCGCUGACCAGCUGCGCAAAAGCGAAUUCGCGUCGAGCCCUUGUCGAACUCGUGAACCGGUAUAUCAGUACGGAAGGUGUGGACAUUUAUCAGAAUACCGAGUGCAUAGCGAAAGUCAAAGACUUGGCUCUCAAAGAUGAAUUCCCCCAUGCCAUUAUGCUAUAUGCCAAACUGCUCAUCUGGCGUGGUGAGAAUGCAGAAGCCGCCCGGCUUCUAGAGCAGAAAAUUCUACCAUAUCUGCAACCCACUCGCAAGUACCCUCCCCUUUGGGAGGAUAUAAAGAUGUUGAACAACUUUGAUUCGCCCUGGCGGAUGUACGCUGUUGCUGUUGAGAAGGAACAAGGUCUGGCAGGAAUCCAGAGGGCCACGCGCCGGGCCGCCCUGGAGUUCCACGACCCAGUCGCCAUGACCGACUAUGCUAUCUCGGUGUUGGAAACGGAGGCCGCCAAUAAAUACGAGGCGUACGAGUCGUACAUGGCCGCCGCUGCGUUGGCGGGACACACCCCAGCCUGCUUUCACCUUGCCAAUUUCUAUUACCGCACCUCUCAAGGCGAAUUUACCACCGAAGCAGAGAGAAACGCCAAGGAGAGGGAAGAGGCCAAUGCCGCGCGCAGCGCCUUGUUGAGACGAUUUGAACCCAUAGCAAAUUGGGUUUAUACGUUGUUCAACCAACCCAUGGAUCGCGAGACAUACCGCAUGCUCGCGAUGGAUUGGUACGAGCUUGCUUUUGAUAAAGGGAACAGUGAGGCCGGGUAUAUCCUGGCUAUGCUCUUCCGCGAGGAUGGCAAUAUGGAGAAGAGCCGUGAGGUGUACAAGCUUACUGCUGAAAAGGGACUUCCUACCUCAUUGUCCAAGAAAAGCCUAGUAGAGAUGAAGGAUAAGUGGGAAGACCAGACCUUCAACCCUGGUCUACCUCCUAAGCUCUUGAGACUUGCCUAG